AUGGACCAGCUGCCUCAACGCGAUAUUGGUGACAGAACUUCCGUGGACUCACCAACUCGAUCCUCUCAUAAAACCAGUUCUUGCUCAAGUUUGUGUUCAACUACUGUGCUACCACUUGUCCCAUCUCCAAACCCAGUCAGUGAAUGGAAACCAUUCCUUGUUUUCAUUAACCCACAAUCUGGCGGGAAUCAAGGGUACUCCUUACUUCACAAAUUUCGGUGCGCACUCAAUCAACGCCAGGUUUUCGACCUAUCCCAGAACGGACCAAAAACGGGUCUUCAGCUGUACAAUGGUGUUCCUAACCUGCGUAUUUUGGCAUGUGGAGGCGAUGGAACUGUCAGCUGGGUGCUUUCAACCAUCGAAGAACUGAACAUGGCACCUGCUCCACCAGUAGCCGUACUCCCUCUCGGCACUGGGAAUGACCUCUCACGCACAUUGGGCUGGGGUUCGAGAUAUACGGGUGAACCAAUAUCCAAGGUAUUACGGAACAUUGAAUUCGGGGAAGUAGUGCAGUUGGAUCGAUGGAAAGUGGAAUUUGAGUCCCAGGCAGGUAUUACGACUACUUUUCACGAAGCGGAUGACAUGAGUGUCCAAAUGCCCGUCAUUUCUGCACUACCAGUUAAAGUAUUUAACAACUACUUCUCACUCGGGGCUGACGCAGCAGCUACUUUGGGUUUCCACGAGUCUCGAGAAAAGAACCCAGAACGUUUUAAUAGCCGAUUGCAAAACAAGAUGGCCUAUGCGAGAUAUGGAGGAAAGGAUAUUCUACUUCGAAGUUGGAAGAAUCUCUCGGAAUACAUCACUUUACACUGUGACGGAAACGAUUUUACCCCACUGAUCCGCAGCUUGAAGCCACAUGUGCUACUGUUUCUUAACAUUCCCAAAUACAGUUCAGGAACCCUGCCAUGGGGAACGGCUCCUCCAGAUCCCGGAUUUGAACCGGCGCGCAUUGAUGAUGGAUUGUUAGAAGUUAUAGGAUUGUCAUCGGCAGCACUGGCAUUAAUCCAAGUUGGUGGUCAUGGAGAUCGCAUUUGUCAGUGUCGCACAGCAACAUUAACCACAAGCAAAAAUGUUCCUGUUCAACUCGACGGCGAACCAUAUCGGUUGCUGCCAUCCAGAAUCGAAAUUCGGCACUCCCAUCGCGCCUCCGUUGUGCGGAAAUGCGGAGGACAAAUAAUCAGCUUUCCCAAUACACGAGUGAAUCUCGUUUUGAAAAACAACAAAUCCCAGUCCGUGCUCAUCUGCGAUAGGUCUCAGGGAAAGUAUGCAUCUGCUGUGGGAAAGCCAGUAACCUUUCGUCAAGCUGGCUAA
Molecule: messenger RNA, 1311 nt
Organism: Dicrocoelium dendriticum
Lineage: Eukaryota; Metazoa; Platyhelminthes; Trematoda; Plagiorchiida; Dicrocoeliidae
Source: the annotation of a GenBank genome assembly